Haemonchus placei is the source of this 297-nucleotide messenger RNA. NCBI's taxonomy places the organism in Eukaryota, Metazoa, Nematoda, Chromadorea, Rhabditida, Trichostrongylidae. The record is from the annotation of a GenBank genome assembly.
AUGAACGGUGAUAUUGAGGAUCAUCAGAAUGCGUAUCGGAGAUUAGAUGACUCUUCUUGCUCAACAUUGAAACUCCUACAGUACAAAGAUGUGAAGAAUACUCGAAAGGAGACGACCAAACUUCGGGUCUACGUACUUGACCGAAGCCUACAAAACAGUGCCUAUGCUUUCGACAAAUAUUCUCUUCACCAACGACUUGGUGUUUCGGGAGUAAGCUGUAAUGGCCUUAAUACUAUCAAAAGGCUCCGACUGUUCGAUGCCGAUCCAAGAAAAGUCAUCAGCACAAAGAAGAAAUGA